AUGAGCAGCGUUAAAGGUGUUGUAAAUCGCAACGCCAAGACGUCUGGUAAGAAUAGCGCUACCAACACAGCUUUACAGAAUGCUGACACAAAAGAUGCAGUACAAAACAAAACACACGAAAAAGAAAAAUUGCAGCCAACAGCAGAGCAACUUAGGAUUGCUAAAAUUAUUGAUCUGAAGCCUGAUGAAGAAAUAAACAACAAAAUAAAACAGGUGAUGCAAAUAACUCAAAAAACAGAAGAUGAAGUAGUUAUCGCGCUCCAUGAUAAUGCUUUAGAUAUUGCAUUAACUAUUGAUGCACUUUUGGAAGGACCACAGGAAUCAUGGUCAACCACAGGCAAGAAGAAAAAAAAUCGAGCUAGUAGCGUAAACAAAAAAGAAAAAGACGAUUUGAUGAAAAAUGGUGAAGCAGAUGGAGAUGCUGAAUGGGACGAAACCAUUACACAAGCAGCUAGUAUUACUGCUCAAAACAAUGGCGGAUUUAGUGAGAGACGAGGUCGUGGCCGUGGUGGCCGAGGAGGCUUUACUAAUAGGCCUAGACCAACCGAAGGUGGUCAGCGAUUUGGAGAGUCACGUAAAUGGAGAGAACGUGAGAACAAAGAAAAUGAAAAGAAUUUAGCUGAAGAUGGUGCUAGUGGUGAAAAUCGUAACUUCCGUUCUGAUAGUCGAGGCUCAAGAAGAGGCAUGAAUGGACCACGUUAUAAUGGUCGUUCUAGAGGUACUCGCAUGUUCCAAAACAGUGAACGUGGUAAUUCAGGACCAGGUGGUGCCAAUAAUAGUGGAUUUAGUCAACCAAUUGACACAUGGUUCAAUCCUACUGCCAAAGAAUCAAAGAAAGAAAAUUGGGGUACAUUUCCAUCACCCGAAGACUGGGACAACGAAGAGUACACUGGUUCGUUGGCUGACACUAAAGUAUUUACUCCUAGUGGUGGUACUGAGAGUACUGUUACCAAUGAAGUUGAAGUACCAAAACCAAAUGAAAAUGCAUAUUUAGAAGUUGAAGAUUGGAAUGAUGCUGUGCAAGCACCGAAUCAGCAAGCAGCAGCUGCUAAUAAUGCAGCUUCUGAGAAACUUGCGGCUUCAAUUGCCAACAAGAGGCAACAAAAAAAAGUAGUAACCCUACCACCGGCUGCUGCUUACUACAUACAAUUCCCAUCCUCCAGUGGAAUUUGUUUCUUCACCUUUUGA
This is a messenger RNA of Macrosiphum euphorbiae (potato aphid), 1188 nucleotides long. The record is from the annotation of a GenBank genome assembly. Lineage: Eukaryota; Metazoa; Arthropoda; Insecta; Hemiptera; Aphididae.